AUGGGGACUGUGACACUGGAAUUGUCCCUGCUGACUGUGGCUCUCCUCCUGUGCCCAGCCACUGCCAUGCUGCGUAUCGGUGCCUUCAACAUCCAAUCCUUCGGUGACACCAAGAUGUCCAACAAGGAAGUGGCAGAGAUCAUCAUCAAUGUGCUGCGCCGCUACGACGUGGUGCUGGUGCAGGAGGUGCGCGACUCCGACCUCAGCGCCGUCACCCAGCUCAUGGAGCAGCUCAACAGUGCAUCCACAUCCCAGUAUGACUACGAGAUCAGUGGCCCCCUGGGACGGGAGAACUACAAGGAGAUGUACCUGUUUAUCUACAGGACAGAUGUUGUGUCUGUGGUGGACACCUACCAAUAUGAGGACCCCCAGGAUGUCUUCAGCAGGGAGCCAUUCAUCCUGAGGGUGUCAGCACCCAGCACCAAGGUGAAGGAGUUUGUGCUGGUGCCCCUGCACUCGGCCCCACACGAUGCUGUCGCUGAGAUUGAUGCGCUCUACGACGUCUACCUGGCCAUCAUCAACAAGUGGGGGACUGAUAACAUGAUGUUCCUGGGGGACUUCAACGCCGACUGCUCCUACGUGCAGCCCGGUGACUGGCCGUCCAUCCGCCUGCGCACCAGCGACAUCUUCAAAUGGCUGAUCCCCGACAGCGCCGACACCACCGUGGGCAAGUCAGACUGUGCCUAUGACAGGAUCGUGGUGUGUGGCAGCAAGCUGAAGAGAAGCGUCCUGUCCAACUCAGCUGGUAUCUACAACUUCCAGCGUGCUUUCCAGCUGGACCAGGAGCAGGCCCUGGCAGUCAGUGACCACUACCCAGUCGAGGUGAAGCUGGCAGCCUGAGCUCCUCCUGCAGCCACAGACCAGGAUCCAGCUCCAGCUCCCACCAGCAAUCCCCAUGAAGGUGUUCCACUCGGCCCCAUCCACAAGUCCUGUGCAUGGGCUGCCCCAGAUCCCAGUCUGGAGAAGACUGCCAUGAACCAGAGCCUGGGUCAGGCCAGCAGCCAGCACACUGUGACCACA
This is a messenger RNA of Melospiza melodia melodia, 1020 nucleotides long. RefSeq names its product deoxyribonuclease-1-like 2. The record is from RefSeq and is a predicted model, not a curated record. Gene Ontology annotation, biological process: DNA catabolic process. Lineage: Eukaryota; Metazoa; Chordata; Aves; Passeriformes; Passerellidae. The transcript has 8 exons. Gene Ontology annotation, molecular function: DNA binding; deoxyribonuclease I activity. Gene Ontology annotation, cellular component: nucleus. The coding region runs from base 1 to 840 and encodes 279 amino acids.